This is a messenger RNA of Cygnus atratus (black swan), 2670 nucleotides long. It is a transcript of the gene MLXIPL, whose product is annotated as MLX interacting protein like. The record is from RefSeq and is a predicted model, not a curated record. Gene Ontology annotation, biological process: regulation of transcription by RNA polymerase II. Bases 1 to 2643 code for a protein of 880 amino acids. Gene Ontology annotation, molecular function: DNA-binding transcription factor activity, RNA polymerase II-specific; protein dimerization activity; RNA polymerase II cis-regulatory region sequence-specific DNA binding. Gene Ontology annotation, cellular component: nucleus. Lineage: Eukaryota; Metazoa; Chordata; Aves; Anseriformes; Anatidae. The transcript has 17 exons.
AUGGCACAAGCUCAGGUGGGGCUCCCAGGACCCUUCCCGGAGCCCCUCGUUGGGCCAUGCCCUGACUCCGACUUCGACUCUGACUCUGAGGAUGCGACCAUGGGUGGUGCAGGGCCUGGUGCUGGGGUUCAGAAACCCUCCCAGGUCAUCCACAGUGGCCACUUCAUGGUGUCGUCCCCGCACAGCGACUCGCUGCCCCGUCGGCGCCACCGCCAUGCUGAGCCCGAGGCGGCUGAUCCGCGGAGCAUCGACCCGACCCUGACCCGGCUCUUUGAGUGCAUGAGCCUAGAGUACAGUGGAAAGCUGGUGUCGCCAAAGUGGAAGAAUUUCAAGGGGCAGCGGCUGCUUUGCCGGGAUAAAAUCCGUCUCAACAAUGCUAUCUGGAGAGCGUGGUACAUCCAGUAUGUGGAGCAGAGGAAGAACCCCAUGUGUGGUUUCAUCACCCCCCUGGAGGGAUCUGAGGCUGACGAGCAUCGAAAACCAGAGGCUGUCGUGCUGGAGGGCAAUUACUGGAAACGCCGCAUCGAGGUGGUAAUGAGGGAGUACCACAAGUGGAGGAUCUACUACAAGAAGCGGCUCCGAAAGUCCAGCCGGGAGGGAGAGCUCUCCAGCCCAAAGCAGGACGAGGAUGCCUGGAGACCAACGGAGAAAUGGUGCAACCAGCUCUUCUGCAAUGUGGUGCCCAUGCUGCUUGGGAACGAGGAAGAGGAGCUGGGGGGCAGGCAGCACUUCGACUUGGACACCUUCCUAUCAGACAUCUCUGACACACUCUUCACCAUGACACAGACACCCAGCACCCACCAGGCGCUCCCAGAGGAUGCAUAUAUUGGGAAUGCUGACAUGAUCCAGCCAGACUUGGCACCCCUGCAGCCCAGCCUGGAUGAUACCAUGGAGAUCUCAGAUAUUUUCAUCAGCCAUCGGCCAUUGCCUGCACAGACACAUCUGGGCUACCAGGAGCCACCCUGCUUUGUGACUAUGGCUGAGCCCCUCUAUGGUGGCGGAGGGGCCAUGCCUGCCAGCCCCGAUGCCCUGCUCCCUCCCAGCACCCUCCUCCAGCCUGGCGGUGCCUCCCAGCUCAGCCUCCAUGGUGCCUUCCUCAGCUCCGAGCAACCCCCGCCACCAUUGGCCCCCGAGCCCCCUGCUGCGGUGCCUGGCAGCCUCAGCCCCCAGCUCAAACACAAGCCCUUGCUGCAGUACAACUUCCCUGGCAAGUGCAUUGGCAUGGAGCCGCUCGGCCUCCCCUACACACCCCCUAACCCAUCCCCUGGGCCCCCACUGCUGGGCCCAGAGCCCCCAUUUUCCCCCGCCUCCGCCCCCCGCUCCAAGUUUCCCUACACUGCCUCACCCAGCCCCUCACUCCUCGCCCACCCCGUGUCCCCACUCUCCACACCAUGCUUCGCCCAGCACACCCCAGGCAUGGGCUAUGCUGUGGACAUGGUGCCCCCAGGGUACCCUGGCCCGGCUGCCCCCCAGCACCUGCCCCACACUGCACCAGGCAGCCCCAGGUUUGCAACCCCAAAAGGGCCGUCCCCUGGCGGGAGCGGGCGGUCGAAGGCAAAGGCUGGCAGCACCAAGGCAAAGAGGCUGCCAGGGCCCUCCGUACCGCCACACCUGGCCGUGCCCAACCCCUGCCUGACCCAGCUGCUGACCACAGCCAAGCAGGAGCCAGCCCUGGAUACCUCGCCUGCGCAUGGUCCGGCACUCCUGCCUGCAUCCCCUGUCUCCCCGCAGAGCAGUGUCCCUGACGUCCCUGCCGCCUUCCUGUCCAGAGUGGCCCAGCUGAGCCCAGGGCUGUCUCCUGGCUCCAGCCCUUCCCAGGCAGUGCCAGUGCCAGUGAUGCUGGCGGGUGCUGCGCCAGGGCCGCUGCUGGUCCCCAAGGUGGAGCGGCUGUCCCCCACAUCAUCUUGUGGCAGUGACUGGCCCAAGCCCAGACAGGCCUCCUCGGGACCCACUGCAGGGCUGGGCACUGGCAUCUCCCUGCAUCACCCCACAUCCCGCAGGGGCAGACCUGAGUCCAGCAAGAUAGAAAGCCGGCGUAUCACACACAUCUCCGCUGAGCAGAAGAGACGCUUCAACAUCAAGCUGGGCUUUGACACACUGCACAGCCUGGUGAGCACGCUGAGCACCCAGCCCAGCAUCAAGGUCAGCAAGGCCACCACCUUGCAGAAGACAGCUGAGUACAUCUGCAAGCUGCAGCAGGAGCGGGCAGCCCUCCAGGAUGAGGCACAGCGGCUGCGGGAGCAGAUCGAGGAGCUCAACAGCUCGAUCAACCUGUGCCAGGAGCAGCUGCCAGCCACAGGGGUGCCCAUCACGCGCCAGCGCUUUGACCAGAUGCGCAGCAUGUUCGACGAGUACGUCCGCUCCUCCACGCUGCAGAACUGGAAGUUCUGGAUCUUCAGCAUCAUCAUCCGGCCCCUCUUCGAGUCCUUCAACGGCAUGGUGUCCACGGCCAGCGUGGAGAGCCUCACCCAGACAUCUCUCGCCUGGCUGGACCAGCACUGCUCCCUCCCAGCGCUUCGGCCCACCGUCCUGAGCUCCCUGCGGCAGCUGAGCGUCUCCACCUCCAUCCUCAGCGACCCGGCGCGCGUCCCCGAGCAGGCGACGCGGGCAGUGACCGGGCCGCCCCGCGGCAGCUCCUCGUAGCCGCCCCGGGGCCGCCGCGCGGGGCCA